Haemorhous mexicanus (house finch) is the source of this 1672-nucleotide messenger RNA. RefSeq names its product proto-oncogene vav-like. The coding region runs from base 72 to 1520 and encodes 482 amino acids. Gene Ontology annotation, biological process: regulation of GTPase activity; cell migration. NCBI's taxonomy places the organism in Eukaryota, Metazoa, Chordata, Aves, Passeriformes, Fringillidae. The record is from RefSeq and is a predicted model, not a curated record. Gene Ontology annotation, molecular function: protein binding; guanyl-nucleotide exchange factor activity. Gene Ontology annotation, cellular component: cytoplasm. The transcript is spliced from 17 exons.
CCCCCCAGGAGCUGGUGAAGCUGACCCCGGACGCGGCCGAGCGGGAGCGGCUGCGGGGGGCGCUGGACGCCAUGAGGGACCUGGCCCAGUGCGUGAACGAGGUCAAACGGGACAACGAGACCCUCAAGCAGCUCACGAGCAUCCAGCUCUGCCUGCACAACAUGCCGCAGUCCCUGGCGCAGUUCGGGCGCCCCAAGAUCGACGGGGAGCUGAAGGUCUCCAGCGCCGAGAGACGCUCCAAGGUGGACAGGUACGGCUUCCUGCUGGACAAGGCCCUGAUCAUCUGCAAGCGCCGCGGGGACUCCUACGAGACCAAGGACGUGGUGGACCUCCAGAGCCACCAACUGCACGACAGUGACCUCGGACCCCGCGAUGGCAAGAAGUGGUCCCACACCUUCAUGCUGCUGGACAUGGCCGGGCUGCCGGACUACGAGCUCUUCUUCAAGACGCGCGAGCUGAAGAAGAAGUGGCUGGAGCAGUUCGAGAUGGCCCUGUCCAACAUCUUCCCCGAGCACGCCCUGGCUGAUGGACACGACUUCCAGAUGUUCUCCUUCGAGGACACCACAUCCUGCAAGGCCUGCCAGAUGUUGCUGAGGGGCACCUUCUACCAGGGCUAUCGCUGCAGCCGCUGCCGAGCCCCUGCCCACAAGGAGUGCCUGGGGCGCGUGGGGACCUGCGGGAAGGCCGGAACUGAUCCCGGAUCGGGCGCACGGAAGAACAAAUCGCAGCGGCCGGGACCGGACAAGAAACGGGGGGAGCUGGGACUCCCCAAAAUGGAGAGCACCCAGCCCUACAGUGGGGUGCCCCCUCCCCCGGGGGUCCUGGCCCCGCCCCUUCGCCUCAGCCCCGGUGACGUCAUCGAGGUGACAGCGGCCGAGGCCGAGGAGCUCUGGUGGCAGGGUCGGAACGUGGCCAGCGGGGAGCUGGGCUGGUUCCCCAGCAACGCCGUCAAACCUUUCGUGGCCGCGCCGCUGCCGGAUCUCUCCGUCUAUCCCUGGUUCGGGGGUCCCCUGGAGCGCGCGGGGGCCGAGCAGGCGCUGUCCCCCCGCUCCGACGGCGCCUUCCUGGUGCGGCAGCGGCUGCGGGAGCCCGGGGACUUCGCCAUCAGCGUCAAGUUCCGCGGGCAGGUGAAGCACAUCAAGGUGACGGCGAGCGAGGGGCUCUACAGAGUGACCGAGAGGAAAGCGUUCCGGGGGCUCGUGGAGCUGGUGGAGUUCUACGGGCGGAACUCGCUGCGGGAUUGCUUCAAGGGGCUGGACACGACCCUGGCCCUGCCCUACCGGGACCCCCAGAGCCGCGCGGGACCCCGCGAGCCCCGUGCCACCCGCACUUUCGGCUCGGCCAAGGCCCGUUACGCCUUCAGCGCGCGGGACAGGACAGAGCUGUCCCUGCGCGAAGGGGACAUCGUGCGCGUCCUCAGCAAGAGGGGACAGCCCGGCUGGUGGAAGGGCGAGAUCUACGGCCGGGUCGGGUGGUUUCCCGCCAAUUACGUGGACGAGGAUUUUUCCGAUUAUUGCUGAUUUUGGGGCCACUCCCGAUGUCCCCAAGGAUGUCCCCAAGGACGUCCCCAACGAUGUCCCCCAUGAUGUCCCCAAUCAUGUCCCCAAGGACAGCCCCCCCAUGAUGUCCCCAAGGAUGUCACCAAGGAUGUCACCAAGGACACUCCCAGUGA